Cladophialophora carrionii CBS 160.54 is the source of this 1173-nucleotide messenger RNA. RefSeq lists its product as uncharacterized. The transcript has 2 exons. Bases 1 to 1173 code for a protein of 390 amino acids. Gene Ontology annotation, molecular function: protein binding. Lineage: Eukaryota; Fungi; Ascomycota; Eurotiomycetes; Chaetothyriales; Herpotrichiellaceae. The record is from RefSeq and is a predicted model, not a curated record.
AUGACAGACGGAGGCCAGGACCAAACUUCUGCCCCUCCAUCCCAGGUCAACGGGGACGAUGAGGACAAGCACGCCCAAAUUGAGCUUCCACCGGCAGAUGCAACGAAGCAAAACUCGUCUACGGCUGCUCCUCUGACCAACAGCAGUGGCUGGGAUGGCAAACUACGCAUGCCUCCUCGCAACGCGGUCCUGACCAAUCCUGAGAUCUUGUCCGACCCUGAAUACUCUGAUCCUGACGCCCCUCCCGUCGACGAGAUUGAAGCCGACGAAGACCUCUUGGACGACUACCCUGUCGACACCGAGGACAUUGACCUCGUCCACUGCCGCAUUUCCUCCCUUCCCGCCCUCAGACUCGAUCGCUUCACGAACGUUCAGAGAUUAUGUCUACGUCAAAAUGCCAUCUCGUCCAUCGACCUCCCCACCAACGUACGGGCGACCCUGCAAGAGCUGGACUUCUACGACAAUCUAAUAUCCCAUAUCAAGGGUCUUGAAGACAUGCCGGCUUUGAAGAGUCUAGAUCUCUCUUUCAACAAGAUCAAGCACAUCAAGAAUGUCAAUCACCUGACCACCCUCACUGAACUAUACUUUGUGCAAAAUCGCAUCUCUAAAAUCGAGAACCUCGAGGGCCUGUCAAACCUAACCAUGAUUGAACUCGCCGCGAACCGCAUCCGCGAGAUCGAGAACCUUGACACGUUGAAAGGAUUGCGAGAGCUCUGGCUAGGCAAGAACAAAAUCACGGGAAUUAAGAACCUCUCACCUCUGACGAAUCUACGACUACUGGAUUUAAAGUCCAAUCGCCUGACUACUCUGUCCGGGCUGUCCGACCUCACAAAUCUCGAAGAGCUCUACGUGUCGCACAAUGCCAUCCCUGCCAUCCCCACCGAUGCCCUCAUUCACAACAACAAGCUGCGCGUCCUCGAUAUUUCCAACAACCAAAUCUCGCACUUGGAAAACAUCUCCCAUCUGACAGAGCUGGAAGAACUCUGGGCGAGUUCCAACAAACUGAGCGAUUUCCGUGAGGUUGAACGGGAAUUAGGAGACAAAGAGAACCUGGAAACCGUCUACUUUGAGAUGAACCCCUUGCAGUUUCAAGGCCCGGCUGUGUACAGGAAUAAAGUACGGCUGGCGCUCCCGCAGGUCAAACAGAUCGAUGCUACAUACGUCAAAGUCUAG